Messenger RNA from Striga asiatica, 1040 nucleotides. The record is from the annotation of a GenBank genome assembly. Lineage: Eukaryota; Viridiplantae; Streptophyta; Magnoliopsida; Lamiales; Orobanchaceae.
AAAUAUUUGUGGAAAAUAUAUACAAGAUGAUUAAUUGAAUAACGACAAUUUUAGGCAAGAUAAAGUUGGAAGAGAGAAACAAUAAACGCAGCUCGUAACCCUAACGACUGAGUUUUUUUUCUGGUGUCACUCGCAUUUUCACAAUCGCCAUUUCAGAUCAGCUCAUUCACCUGAGCAUCGCAGAGAGAGAAAGAUGAGCGGAGUUGGGAAGAAGGUGGUUGACGUGGCAUUCAAGGCUGGAAGGACCAUCGACUGGGAUGGUAUGGCCAAGCUGCUCGUCUCCGACGAGGCUCGCAAGGAGUUCGCCACCCUCCGCCGCGCCUUCGAUGAGGUCAACAAUCAGCUUCAGACCAAGUUUAGCCAGGAACCCGAACCCAUAGACUGGGAUUAUUAUAGAAAGGGGAUUGGUUCUCGUUUGGUUGAUAUGUACAAGCAAGCUUAUGACGAAGUUAAGAUUCCCCAGUAUGUUGACAAAGUCACUCCUGAGUACAAACCCAAGUUUGAUGCCCUGUUGAUAGAGCUGAAAGAGGUUGAGGAAAAGUCGUGGAAGGAGUCUGAAAGAUUGGAAAAGGAAAUUGCUGAAGUUCAAGAGCUGAAGGAAAAGUUUAGUACCAUGACUGCCGAUGAGUACUUCGCAAAACAUCCUGAGCUCAAGAAGAAGUUUGAUGAUGAAAUUAGAAAUGAUUACUGGGGCUAUUAGUUUUUUAUUUUGCGCACGGGUUCCCAGGAAUUCUCUUGGGUGAACCUGUUCCGUUUCACUUCAGUUCAGAAAUAAAGAGAGAACAAAUAUCGUUUUCCAUUUUGUUUCUUGGGGUAUCUAAUAACACUGAGAUACACUUGUUACAGCUUGCAUUGGAUUAUUAUAAUUUGUGUGAAUUAUGCUGAGAGUGAUUUCGUAUGACAAGCUUUUGGAGCAUAUGUGCAUUGUAUGCAAAUCGAGUUAUCUUUCACCUAUUUGUGUCCAAAAUAUUUGAACUAUUGUUCGCCUAUAUUUCUAAAAGCUCGAUCGCAAGUUUUCGGUUUCACUUGCAAUAAGUAGC